UUUCCAUAUCAGUUAACUGUUUAACUAAUAUCUAAUAUCAACGGUGUGCUUUCAACAAUUCAAUGGUACCUGGUACCUUAUUAUAAUAAUAUAACACGAGUGUUUCCAGUUUUGCAUUUAGCACUAAAUACGGAAGUCACUAGUCAGAAAUAACUGAAAUACGUAUAUUAAUUAUUGGACUAUUCAAAACUGAAUUGAAGUUGACGCCAUGAGCAGCCAGAAAGGAAAUGCGGCACGCAUUCGACCGCAAAAACAUCAAAAUCGGUUUGCGUUUAAAAAUAACCUCCAUGACACAAAUGUACGUACCAAACGUAUGAAUUCCAUACAAGUUCACAGUGUUUGCCCUCGGUGUAAAGACAUUUUGGAAUGGAAGAUCAAGUACAAAAAAUAUAAGAUGCUGAAAGCAGCCAAGAACUGUAACAAAUGUCAUAAUAAGACUGUCAAAGAAGCUUACCACACAAUGUGCCAUCAAUGUUCGAGCACUUUAGAACUAUGUCCUAAGUGUGCAGUACCAAGGAUUGAAUGGGCUAAAGAUGAUCAAAAAACAACAUCUGAAAAUGGAGGUGAUGACAAAAAUGAGUUAGAAAACAGUUAUGAUGAAAAUGAUGAUUCAGGAAGUGAUGCAUGCAGUAAUCCGUCCCCUAGUUGACCUGUGUAUUGUGUAUAUUAUAGAUGUUAUACCUAACUCAUUUCCAUUAUUGUUUCAUUAUUUAUAUUGGUUCGAUUAAAACUUCCUCGGCAGUAAAGUA
Messenger RNA from Myzus persicae (green peach aphid), 749 nucleotides. RefSeq lists its product as uncharacterized. The transcript is spliced from 2 exons. The record is from RefSeq and is a predicted model, not a curated record. The coding region runs from base 209 to 649 and encodes 146 amino acids. NCBI's taxonomy places the organism in Eukaryota, Metazoa, Arthropoda, Insecta, Hemiptera, Aphididae.